GCGGCCUGGCAGCCAGGGCACCGGCGGAAGCGGCCGCAGGCUCAGUGUCUGAAACUUGGAGUGACGAAACAUGUCUCAGUCAGGUGAAAAAGUAAAGUUUUCCGACUCAGCAGGCUAUGUGGGAUUCGCUAAUCUGCCCAACCAGGUUCACAGGAAAUCUGUGAAGAAGGGCUUUGAAUUCACGCUGAUGGUGGUUGGUGAGUCUGGCUUGGGAAAAUCCACUUUAAUUAACAGUCUGUUCCUGACUGAUCUUUAUCCGGAACGUUAUAUUCCUGGAGCUGCAGAGAAAAUAGAGAGAACAGUUCAAAUCGAAGCUUCUACAGUAGAGAUAGAGGAGCGAGGGGUGAAACUGCGUUUAACAGUAGUUGACACACCAGGAUAUGGAGAUGCCAUUAACAGCCAGGACUGCUUCAAAACAAUUAUCCAGUACAUUGACAACCAGUUCGAAAGAUACCUUCAUGAUGAGAGCGGUCUAAACAGGCGCCACAUUAUAGACAACAGAGUCCAUUGCUGUUUUUAUUUCAUCUCUCCCUUUGGGCAUGGGCUGAAACCAUUAGAUGUAGAAUUCAUGAAGGCUCUUCAUGGAAAAGUCAACAUUGUCCCUGUGAUUGCCAAGGCUGACACACUGACGCUGAAGGAGAGAGAAAGGCUGAAGAGAAGAGUUCUGGAUGAGAUUUCUGAACAUGGCAUUAGGAUUUAUCAGCUCCCUGAUGCAGAUUCUGAUGAAGAUGAGGAGUUUAAAGAACAAACCAGAGUUUUAAAGGCUAGCAUUCCCUUUGCUGUUAUUGGAUCCAAUCAACUUAUUGAGGUGAAAGGGAAAAAAAUCAGAGGCCGUCUCUAUCCCUGGGGAGUUGUUGAAGUUGAAAAUCCAGAGCACAAUGAUUUCCUUAAACUGCGCACAAUGCUGGUAACGCACAUGCAGGAUCUGCAGGAGGUGACCCAAGAUUUGCACUACGAGAACUUCCGUUCAGAGAGGCUAAAACGAACUGGCAAGCCUGUUGAAGAAGAAGUGGUAGACAAGGAUAGAAUCCUUCAGCAGAAAGAGGCUGAGCUGCGCCGCAUGCAAGAGAUGAUUGCACAGAUGCAAGCCCAAAUGAGGAUGAAGCCUGGUGAUGAUUAA
Gavia stellata (red-throated loon) is the source of this 1120-nucleotide messenger RNA. Its product is annotated as septin-2. Gene Ontology annotation, cellular component: septin ring; synaptic vesicle; septin complex. The coding region runs from base 71 to 1120 and encodes 349 amino acids. The transcript has 12 exons. Gene Ontology annotation, biological process: cytoskeleton-dependent cytokinesis; regulation of exocytosis; cell division. The record is from RefSeq and is a predicted model, not a curated record. Lineage: Eukaryota; Metazoa; Chordata; Aves; Gaviiformes; Gaviidae. Gene Ontology annotation, molecular function: GTP binding; molecular adaptor activity; GTPase activity.